CAAAGGCAACCUGUUGCUCAGGCCGUACCAUCGAAAUUUCCUGCCAAGGCAUACCGACCAUGUGCAUUGUGAAAGAGAAUUCGUGUGAGAGUGCGUGGCGAAACAUCUUCAAGAAGCCACUGAAGCCGAAACUACCAAGGCAGAUUGUUCGGUCAGCCAAGGUGAAUCUCAAUCGCUAUUGGCACAAAUUCGAAGAGAUGAUGACCAUUGACAAUCUUCAGUUGAUUCCAAGAGACAAUCAGGAUCAUCUCAACAAUCAUCAGGCUUCUGCACUUGAAUUGACCCAUCUCAUGGCCAAGUCCUUCACCAUUGAGAAGAAUCUCAAUCGAUCAGGGCGCUAUCGGAACUACCACGAUGACUCCCUCUACCACGGGGUGAAUCUCAAUAAUCCCAAUCAGAAUCAUGCUGAAGAGGACGACAACCACCAAAAUGAGCUGCUGGAACUCCUUCAGCAUCCCAUCUACAACAUCAAUUUCAAUUUCAACUAGAUUAGGUAUCAAUCUUAUAUAAGGCCCCUACCCCCUACCCCUAUCUUAAACUAAAACUCAAUGUUUUCAAAUCCAGACACUUCAGGACUAUACUUCUCCUUUUGAAAUCCUGAUUGUCUCAAUUGGUAGAAUUGCUUUAAACCCCAUUUUUUUAAAUUUUGUAAUAGUAAACUAGGGUUAAGUUACAAGGGCACUCGGUAACUUUGUGAACUGCAGCAGAGCUUUCGGGGAACUUCCUUCGGUUGAGCUUUAAUUUUUGAAGAAAUAUCCCUAAAUUUUACAUGUCAAUCUCACUAAAAUUAUCAUCUCAGCUUUUUAUAUCUCGUAUAAAAUGUACAUGAGUUUUUUGGCCUUAUUGAUUGACAUGAGGAUCUGUGCAAUUUUUUUUCGAUAAGCUUUUUGACAACUUUUAAAGUUAAUUUUGUUUGUUUUGUGUCUCGUCUGUUUUAUUUAUGGGUGGGGUCGCUGAAGACCAGUAGCUGGUAUCUCAUACCGCUCGGCCCCUAUUCCUGAACGAAAUGGAUAGACAAGUAGAGAUCACCCUAUACUUAAACCUUUUUUUAAACUUGUUUUCUCGGUAUACGAUAUUUCGGAACACGUGCAAUCUUAAGAGUUAGUAAUGUCGUAUUUUUUUGCUCAUUUGUACAAUUUGAAGAGUUUUUCAAACUGUGAUAUCAAAAUUUAGAGCUUAAUUUUGUGUAAAUUACUCUUUUGUCCUAAAGCCCAAAAGGGUUGGACAAAAAUAGGCCGAUUUAGUGUCAAUGCUUGUAGUUUUUUAAGAUUGGAUAUCUAUAAGAUUAUCCUGUGAUAUUAGUUUGAUAAGGAUUUAUUGAAUUGUCUUCCACUAGAGCUUUAAAAAAGUAGCUUUAAAACGGGACGAAGCUUUAAUAUUUUGUUUUUGUGAUAAGCCCCAUUCUUAUUUAGUUGCUUUCCCAUUUGCUUUGAUAUUUUUUUUUAAAUUCACUGAUCACUUAGUGGUAUGUUUUGAGGCAAAUGGACAGGAAAGCAACUAAAUUUGAGCUCUUCAAUCAAUUGUCAAUACUUUUUGUUGAUGGUUUUUUUUUCUCAAUGCUUGACGGUUAAGAAGGAAGUAGCCCCAUAUCAUUAGAAUUCUUUCCUGCAGAGCCAUCGUCAGAAGUGCCAAUUUAUCUACCUGUAUAACAUUCUCAUGCGAUCGCACUUGAAAUUAGUCUUAAGACCGAAGGCUAAAACACCUUCAUUAGCAUAGUUGUAUUAGAUGAUAAUUUAGUAUGUAAAAAUUCAUCACAAAUUGUUUCAAAUGAUCUCUUACAACUCUAGCAUUAAGAUUUAUGUUCUUAUAGGAUUUUUGUGUGUGUUUUUUUGUGUUUGUCAUAAAAAGAAAUAAAUAAACAAGAAACGUUUCUUUACAAAAAAAAAA
This is a messenger RNA of Phlebotomus papatasi, 1887 nucleotides long. RefSeq lists its product as uncharacterized. The transcript has 2 exons. Bases 60 to 488 code for a protein of 142 amino acids. NCBI's taxonomy places the organism in Eukaryota, Metazoa, Arthropoda, Insecta, Diptera, Psychodidae. The record is from RefSeq and is a predicted model, not a curated record.